This is a messenger RNA of Lingula anatina, 680 nucleotides long. Its product is annotated as cytochrome P450 2J6-like. Gene Ontology annotation, biological process: xenobiotic metabolic process. Gene Ontology annotation, molecular function: oxidoreductase activity, acting on paired donors, with incorporation or reduction of molecular oxygen, reduced flavin or flavoprotein as one donor, and incorporation of one atom of oxygen; iron ion binding; heme binding. Gene Ontology annotation, cellular component: intracellular membrane-bounded organelle; cytoplasm. The record is from RefSeq and is a predicted model, not a curated record. Lineage: Eukaryota; Metazoa; Brachiopoda; Lingulata; Lingulida; Lingulidae.
UCAUGGCAAACUUUUGGUCUGUGUUCAUGGAUGAAAAAAAUUGGUCCAAUCCUCGUGAAUUUCGACCUACAAGGUUUCUAGACGAAGAUGGAAACUUGAAAAAGAUCGAGGCUUUCAUCCCGUUUUCCCUAGGAAAACGCUCCUGCCCUGGAGAGACUGUUGCUCGUCAGGAAAUGUUUCUGGUCAUAGCUGCCUUGGUCCAGACUUUCACCUUCCACGUGCCAGAGGGAGAGGCGAUUCCAGAUCCAGAUGGUAGCUUAGGACUCCUGUACGAGCCCCCAAGAUACCGGGUAUGUGCCAGACCAAGGGACUGAUUUAUGUUUCGACUCCUCAUCACCGGGGUUGCGGUUCGUUUCGCUUACCUGCUGUGAGGAUAUGUGGAAGAGUACAUACGUAGAAAUAAAUUCUGAAAUCCUGUUGCCUCGAUGAAUAUAUACGGGCAGAUCCUUCGAAUAUUUUUGGCCGUUUCAUUUUGGGGAGCAAACAGCUGUUUAACUUUUUUAGCUUGUGUGUUUGUGGGUUAAAAUACAUUGUGAGGUGAAUUCAACUGAUGACCAAAAUCAGUAAAUUAGUUUUGGAAAACAAUUCACAUAUUCAUUUUGCUGAACCUCUUGGUGACAUACAGACAAAACUGAAAGCUGAUUACUUAAUGUCACAAGCUCUCUCUGCCAAUGAGAUGC